CCAUAGGUUUAGUGGUCAACGAACGGCAAAGUGUCAUGGCGGCAGGCGGAGCAAAACAGUGAAGAUGGUGACUGCCAGGUUCAAGGCGUCGCUGCCCCUGCUGCUGCUGCUGCUGCUGGCCGCUGCCGUGCUGCGGGUGGACGCGAGGAAGCACAAGCUGGAGAUCAAGAAUGACAAGCGGCCGUACUUCCCCAUCAGCACCUUCGGGUUCUACCGCCUCGGCCACCUGGUGGUUGACGUGCACAAGUUCAAGAUUACACCCAAGGAUGCCGACCAGAAGGUUGGCUUCAUCCUGGAGAAGAUUGCCAACUCCUACACUGAGAGCCGCCCAGAAAAGUGCCAGCUGCUUAACCUCCAACGCAAUGACAAGCUGGUGCAACACGUCUUCUUUGUGUUCGACCUGAAGCACAAGCAGGUUUACCUCAACUGUAGUGACGAGAUGGCCCAGCUGCAUGUGUUGAACAGCACAGAGAACCUCGGGGAGAUGGAGAAGGUGGAGGAGCUGGCCAAGUUCAAGGACAAGUACCUCUUCAAUAAAAAGGUGGAGCGACAUAGGAGGGAUGUUAUCGACGAUGAACCACCAGCCGACUCUUCCAUCCCCACCACCACCGUGGCCGCCGUCAAGGGGCCCACAGGAGACCUGUUCAACCAGAAGUGCAAUGACGUCAAGAUCAACAUGACUACAGAUGGGGAGUACUACAGCUUCAAGUUUGUGGUGUAUGUGGCACGGGAGAAGGAGGAAGGACUCUACAACCUAAACUUCCACAACUGCAUGAACUACGGCCCCAACCCGACAACCUCUGCCAUCGACAUGUUCCUGGAGAUCGAGGAGAUGAACCCUGAUGACAACUACCUCUCAGCCGGGGAGAUGCCGCUCCCAGCCCUCUACUUCAUGAUGGCUCUCCUGUUCUUCCUCUCUGCCUGCUUCUGGUUCUUCCUUCUCAAGAAAAGCAGGGACCCCGUCUUCAAGAUCCACUACCUGAUGGGGGUGCUGGUGGUGAUCAAGUCCUUCAGCCUGCUCUUCCACGGCGUCAACUACCACAUGAUUCAGACUCACGGGGUGCACAUGGAGGCCUGGGCCGUCAUGUACUACAUCAUGCACCUGCUGAAGGGCGCGCUGCUCUUCACCGUGCUGGCCCUCAUCGGCUCUGGGUGGGCCUUCAUCAAGCAUGUUUUGUCCAGCAAGGAGCGAAAGAUCUUCAUCAUCAUCAUUCCUCUCCAGAUCAUCGCCAACACCGCCACCAUCAUCGUGGAGGAGACGGAGGAGUCCAACAAGGACCAUGCACAAUGGGUGACGCUGCUCUUCGUGAUUGACUUCCUCUGCUGUGGUGCCAUCCUGCUGCCUGUGGUCUGGUCCAUCAAGCAUCUUCAGGAGGCCUCCCAGACAGACGGCAAGGCGGCCGUGAACCUGAGGAAGCUGAAGCUGUUCCGCCACUUCUACAUCAUGAUCGUCUGCUACAUCUACUUUACACGGAUCAUAGUUUACCUGCUGAGGAUCACGGUGCCUUUCCAGUACGAGUGGCUGGAUGACAUGUUCCGUGAGAUGGCCACCUACGUCUUCUUUGUCAUGACUGGCUACAAGUUCCGCCCGGCCACCAACAACCCGUACUUCCGCGUGUACGACGAGGACAAGGAGAUCGAGGAAGUGCUGACCACCACAGGCCUGACCGAGGGCAUCACACAGGUCAACCAGCAUGGCAAGCGCCAGAGCAAGGAGAACGUGGAAGUAGAGGUGUUCGAGGAUGACGAGGAGGUGAACCUGCUCAACACACAAGAGUCUUCCCACGCCUUCGACUGAAAUUAAAUCCGUGGCAGAGGUUCUUACGUCCUCUGCAGGGCGGGCACAGGCAGGCAGGCAGACAGGCUGGCUGACUGGCUGCCUGGCUCGCCACAUGACAGUUGUACAUCAGUGCAUGUUAAGGGAUGAUGGCAGACUCUUUUAGUGAGCAAUGAUGUGACACUGUCUACUAUACAAACAUUUUCAUUCUGUGGCUUUACUUCUAAUCUCUUUUUAUUUAGUUUGAUUGUUUCUCAAAUUUUUUGCUUAUAUUACCCAGGAGACUUAACACAGCAACUGCACAAGGGCCUUUGUUUCCUCCUCCCCUUCUUGCUCCAUCUGAGCAAAAAAUGGGGUAAUAGGUUACAUAUGCCAAAUACCUUUCAACUCCUUGACAAUAAUCUCAACAUAGAAAAGGCAAUACCAUUUUACAAACUUACUAAUAAUGUUUUGAGGCUUCAAAGUUGUCGUGACAUUUAUUUUCUGGAGGCUUGAUAUGUGCAGGUUCAGUCUUCUCAUUUAUGUAAAUGACCAGCAUUCCUUGAAGAAUGGGCGCCCCACCUGUGUAGGAAAGAUACAUCCAAGGAACGUCUUCCUCUCCUUGUUCCUGCUGCAGCUACAUAGUUGUCAGUCUUGUAUGCAGCUUCAGUAUGUUAUGGAACUGCCUCUUUUCUCCUUGGUUCCCUUCACUCCCCCACCCAGCUUCAUGCUCUUUAUUAAUAGGUGGAUUGAGCAAGGGACUUGCAUUUAGCAGAGGGGCAGUCAAGAUGGGUGUUUGCCCUUCUUCCUUUCCUUCAUGUCACCUCUGGAGGAAAAUAUGGAAGCCCUGACGGAGGUGUAACAUUCAGGACGGCAAACCCUACACACUCUCUGAGAGGUGUGUUGGAAGGUGUUUUCUCUCAUUAUUCAGAGUGUGGAGUGGGAAUGGCAAGAACAUGUUGGGUGUGGUGUGACAUGAUUUGAGCAAGGGCAGAGUUUGAUUUUGCCAAUUCAAUUUAACAUAUUUAGUAAAUGUUUUACCAUAUUAAUUCCUCUAUUUAUUUUAAUAUUCUUACUGUUAGUGUAGAAAGGGAUUUCAUAUUAUGACAAUAAGUAAGGAUGAACUGUGCUUUAUGAAUGAAACAUUCCCAAUAUGUAUAUGAAACCAGGAUUGUAUCGAUUAUGUGGCUGAAGGAAAAGGAUUUUUUUUUUUUUUUUUUUUUUUUUUUUUUGUUUUUGUGUGUGUGUGUGUGUGUGUGUGUGUGUGUGUGUGUGAAUAAAAGAAGAAUAUGGGUGGAUGAAAUCAUGAAGUGUGAGUGUGGUGCACAUGACGAGCAUUGGGGAGGGUUGUGUUGUGCCAUUGUCUGCAACACCUACAUUCAGAUAUUUAGUGUAGCUUUCACAAUUUAGUUCUAAUACUUCAGUGUUCAGUAUGUAUGAAUUGAUGCUUUGUCAUGUUAUAUACCUCCAUCUCAUCAUUUUUGCUAAGGUGUAAAAUAUUUGCAUGAAUAUGAACUAGAUAUAUUUACUAGUUAGUACUGUAUGUAUUCAUAGUUAAAUUAUUGUAUGUAUAAUAAUCUUAUUGCAGCUUUCCAGCUGUAGUCUAGUCUGAUGGUUGAUAUCAUUUGAAGCAUUAUUUUAUGCAGAUUUUCUUGGUUUUAAUCUGGAGUGGUUCCAUGCAGUUUUUAGUUAACCUGUCCACGUAGUAAACAUACGUAUGUAUCCAGAGCGCGCCAUUACCUUUGGUAGUGUGAUCUUAUUACUCUGGCAAUCUGCUCACUCCUGGAGGUCACACAAGCCCUCACAAGCAACAGCCAGCAGAACAUAGCUGUUGAUGUGCCCUGUGGGCAUCCAUUUACUUAUACUCUCAAACACAAAAUGUUUGAGGAAUCCAAAUUUUCACAUGAAACUAACACGCCAGGAUUCCCAUGUACAAAGUUGCAUGCAAACAAGUUUGAAAAUAAUGGAUAGAGAAUUUUGCACUGCUAAUAGUGGUACUGAAAGGAUGACAACUAUGUAUACUCAGAUUUGAAGUGAUGUGUGUUUAAGGGUUUCAUAAGGAUAUGUACUGAAUAUGUAACCUAUGCUGAAUGGUAUUGCCUAUCUGCAUUCUUAUGUACAUACAAAGUACAAUUCACAGUUAGAGGAUAAGUUGUAUUUAAAGAAGCGAGUUUCCUCAUUUCCCAGAGACUCAUGAAUAACUGGUCAAUCCCAUCCUCGUAUCCCCUGACACACUAGGGGCAGCUGUAGGUCUUGGCAUCCUGGCCGCCACCAAACUGCUGAUGCUCACAAGACCACAGGAGUCACACUUGACUGACAGACGCAUGACUGGAUGUCAGAUUCAUUGCUUGGUCACACCCUUCACACAGCAGGCAAAGAAAGUAGUGAAGAAUAGAUUAAUGAUCAAAAAACAGAUAAAAGAAUGUUCUAAAAGGAGAAGAAUGCUGAUCAAAUGACAGGCUACAUUGUUCUUGUCAGACUGCUGAGCUAAGGCACUAGACACCUUCACUAUGAUGAGCCACCUUAGUUGAGCACACACUGCACUUGUAAAAAGAUCAAAUUGUAUCAUUGAUCACCAGCAAAUACAAACAGGAUGUCAGUCCUGAGCCAACUGUGUAGGGUCAACACCUGCCAAUUGUUCCCUGAAAAUGGUGCAGGACCAACAAUCCAAUCUUUGGCAGGAAUUGGUAAAGCAAAUGAACAGACUGAAGAUUAGUUUUGAUUAGUGUUCUGACCUUGGAACACCUCUUGCUCCAUAACUGCUGCUGCCACCUGUUGGAGUUUAAAAGAAAAAAUAUGCAAUUAGAUUAUGAUACGUAACCAAAGGUUGCUACAGUUAUUAGUUACUACACAGGACUGAGGAAUGUGUCCAUGCAGUUACUGCUUUUAGGUUUACAUUAAAGAGAGCACUUGAUCUACAUUUGUCAUGGAAUUUUUAAAUGAAGCUUCCUAACUUUGGAAGUAAGGUAUCUUUUAUAAGGUGCUGCCCAAAGUUAACUGAUAUUGAAAUAUAUUUGCUCAUGAUUACAUAAAGUAUCACUUAACUGUUGCAAUGUAUGGGAAUACUUACUUUCUUCUGUCUUUUUAGACUAUAGUGGGUGUGUGAGAGAGGAAAGGUUGUAGUCAAGCUGUGAGGCGAGUGGUGCCUCUCCAAACCAUUGUCAUGUAUGUCUCUCACUGAUGAAGGAACUGGCAUUCAAAGUUCUAUUUUCAUAAUAAUGGAUAAAUAUGUAUUUGUGUACCUUGACACACCCAGAAGGUCCACCUCAUACCCAUGCUGUGUAGGACAUACAAGUAAGUGGUGUAGAUGCAUAGGGACAUCAUGAGUGACUAAGCUGGGACUCCAGUUUGAGGCAGAGAAUGCAUAAAUUUAAGCAUCUCGAAAGAAAACACUUAAAAAAGUAACAGGCCAGGGCAAGGGACUUAUCAGGUGGACCUCACGUCUCACAUUAUGAGUGAAUGCUUCUGUGUAACUUACUGUCACAUGCAUCCCUAUAGAAGGGCAGACACAAUAAAGCUGCUAAAAUUUC
This is a messenger RNA of Eriocheir sinensis (Chinese mitten crab), 5286 nucleotides long. Its product is annotated as protein GPR107-like. Gene Ontology annotation, cellular component: Golgi apparatus; membrane. The transcript has 14 exons. Lineage: Eukaryota; Metazoa; Arthropoda; Malacostraca; Decapoda; Varunidae. Bases 65 to 1798 code for a protein of 577 amino acids. Gene Ontology annotation, biological process: transport. The record is from RefSeq and is a predicted model, not a curated record.